CACGUGACUACUUCUCCGGAUUUUGCAGUUGUACUAUGCAUUUGAAUUAGUGUGAGUGGAAAACGUGUGAGACUUUGAGCUACAACGAGUCUACUUUGAUAAUAUAAUUGGAAGGAAAUUGUUAUGGAUGACGAAGAGGAAACGUAUAGGUUAUGGAAAAUCCGUAAGACGAUAAUGCAGUUGUGCCAUGACCGAGGAUAUCUGGUCACUCAAGAUGAAUUGGACCAGACCCUAGACGAGUUUAAAAGUCAGUUCGGCGACAAACCCAGCGAGGGUCGCCCACGACGGACAGAUCUUACGGUUUUGGUGGCUCACAACGACGACCCCACUGAUCAGAUGUUCGUUUUCUUCCCAGAGGAGCCCAAAGUGGGAAUAAAGACGAUCAAAAUGUACUGUCAGCGCAUGCAGGAAGAAAACAUUACCAGAGCUAUCAUCGUAGUGCAGAUGGGAAUGACUCCUUCGGCGAAACAGUCUCUGGUUGACAUGGCCCCAAAAUACAUCCUAGAGCAGUUUCUCCAACAAGAGCUUCUUAUCAACAUUACAGAGCAUGAGCUUGUUCCUGAACACAUAGUCAUGACCAAGGAAGAAGUGGUUGAGUUGCUGGCCCGGUAUAAGCUCAAGGAGAGCCAACUACCCAGGAUUCAGGCGGGUGACCCAGUGGCUAGAUACUUUGGACUGAAAAGAGGACAGGUGGUGAAGAUCAUCAGACCUAGUGAGACUGCAGGCCGGUACAUCACAUACAGACUUGUACAGUAGAGACAAAAGGUAUUCGGCAGGCUCUCGGAUUAACUUUGGCGCGUGAAGAUUUCACUGGACUAUGGAAUAAAAAAAAAUCAUACAUGUCUGACCCUUUGUAGAACUACCUAAUACUCUCAAAGGAGUUGGCAAAAACAUGACCCCCUUUAUUUGAUUACCUGUGCUGGAAUUCUUGCUAAAUCAAGAGGACUUGGUUUUGUAAAACAGCCAUUUAUUAAUUAAAACACUUUUUUACAAA
This is a messenger RNA of Clupea harengus (Atlantic herring), 994 nucleotides long. RefSeq names its product DNA-directed RNA polymerases I, II, and III subunit RPABC1. Gene Ontology annotation, cellular component: RNA polymerase I complex; RNA polymerase III complex; RNA polymerase II, core complex. The record is from RefSeq and is a predicted model, not a curated record. Gene Ontology annotation, biological process: transcription by RNA polymerase II; tRNA transcription by RNA polymerase III; transcription elongation by RNA polymerase I. Lineage: Eukaryota; Metazoa; Chordata; Actinopteri; Clupeiformes; Clupeidae. Gene Ontology annotation, molecular function: DNA binding.